Molecule: messenger RNA, 1509 nt
Organism: Cercospora beticola
Lineage: Eukaryota; Fungi; Ascomycota; Dothideomycetes; Mycosphaerellales; Mycosphaerellaceae
Product: metal-dependent hydrolase family protein
Molecular function (GO): hydrolase activity, acting on carbon-nitrogen (but not peptide) bonds
Source: RefSeq, a predicted model, not a curated record
AUGGCUCCAGCACGAGUGGAAGAGCCUCCCAACUCAUGGCCAGCCUGGUCAUCGGAGAAAAAGAACGACAUGACAGACCAAGAGCCAGUGUACAAAGGACGACCUCGUAAUCUGGAAGCGAUUGAUCAGAUCAAAUUUGACCCUUCGCUCCAACCGAAGCAAUAUGAAAUGUUUGGGACGCAUCCCGAUAGCAAGAUACUGUUCACAGACGUUAACAUCCUCGAUUCGUCCGGAGCAGAGCCAUAUCGAGGAGAUGUCCUGAUCGAAGGCGAGAAGAUCACCCACGUUGGCCAAGUCCCUGACAUCGACAACCUCAAAUCAUCUCCCAAGGUCCGCCACUUUCAUGGCCGGGGACGAACACUUAUGUCGGGCCUUGGAGACGCUCAUACACAUUUCACGUGGAACGGCGGAGAUCUUGAUCGACUCGGUGAUCUCGGCGUAGAAGAACAUACACUCUUGACCAUGCGUAGUGCACAAUGCUUCCUCGACUCAGGCUAUACAAUGUGCUUCGGGGCGGCUUCAGCCAAAGAUCGACUAGAUGUUGUGAUUCGCGAUGCGAUCAAUGCGGGAGACAUCUCGGGUCCGAGGUAUCUGGCCAAUGCAAAGGAGAUUGCCAGGCGAGGAGGGGAGUUGGUGGGAGGUAUUACCGCAUUCGCUGACGGCCCGGAGGAGAUGAAGGAGACGGUGAAGAGGCAUGCAGAAGAAAUUGGGGCCGAUAAUAUCAAGUUGAGUAUGUCUGGGGAGGAGAUCACAGAAAUCCGCUCGGCUCAAGACUGCUACUUCACCGAUGAAGAAACCGCCGCAUGCGUAGAAGAGGGCCACCGUCUCGGCAAAAGACUUUGUGCUCACGCACGAGCUCGCGACUCGUUGAAGAUGUGCGUCAAGCACGGCGUAGACGUGAUCUAUCAUGCCUCAUACAUUGACGACGAAGGCAUGGAAAUGCUCGAAAAAUCCAAAACAAAGCAUAUUGUCGCACCAGGGAUCAAUUGGCUCUGGGCAACGCUAUACGAAGCCGAAGCGUUCGGAUAUCCACAUACCAAAGCCGAACAAGUCGGCUACCGAAAAGAGCUCGAUGUCGCCGUAGCUGGUCUGCGUGAGAUGCAUCGUCGGGGAAUUGUCGUCUUGCCAGGCGGUGACUAUGGUUUCGCAUGGACUCCCCACGGCACCUACGCCCGCGAUCUCGCCCACUUCGUUGACCUCCUGAAGUUCACUCCCCACGAAGCCAUCCUCGCUGCCACACGAGGCGUAGCCGCACUCUUCAUGCGCGGCCACGAACUGGGCCAGAUCAAGCCGGGCUACUAUGCCGAUUGCAUCCUCGUCGAUGGAAAUCCCCUAGAAGAUAUCACGAUCCUCCAAGAUCACGAUAAAUUGAACGUCAUCUGCAUCAAUGGCCGGGUGCAUAAAGCCGGAAGAAAAGAAUUUAUCCCGCCGCCUGUGUCGGGACAGGAUGGCAAUGCGCAUGUGAUUGUGCCGGAUAUGGAAGUGCCUGAGGUGAAGAGGGAUAUGUAA